Lycium barbarum (goji berry) is the source of this 684-nucleotide messenger RNA. RefSeq lists its product as uncharacterized. The transcript is spliced from 3 exons. NCBI's taxonomy places the organism in Eukaryota, Viridiplantae, Streptophyta, Magnoliopsida, Solanales, Solanaceae. Bases 1 to 684 code for a protein of 227 amino acids. The record is from RefSeq and is a predicted model, not a curated record.
AUGGAGGAAGAAGCAAGGGGUCAAGAUGCACUUUUGCAAACGGAAGAGAGCAGCUUACAACCCGUCACAAAUAAGUUUCGGAAACGUGGUCCUACACCUCAGGCGAACAUUACCGAAAAGCCACUUGUGGCGAUGAUAACAGACAUAAAUAUGGUUGAAAAUGUUGAUGGAUGGUGGGCUGAUUCUGGUGCAAACCGUCAUGUCUGCUAUGACAAAGAUUGGUUCAAAGUGUAUACUCCAUUUGAGGAGCCCAAAACCAUCAUGCUUGGUGAUUCUCACACUACUCAAGUGCUUGGAAAGGGAGAUGUCGAGUUGAGCUUUACCUCAGGAAGGGUGUUAACUCUAAAAGAUGUACUUUUUACUCCUUCUAUGAGAAAAAAUUUGAUGUCUAGUUUUCUUCUUAACAAAGCAGGCUUCAAACAAAUUAUUGAGUCUGAUGAAUAUGUAAUAGUGAAAAAGGAAACUAACUAUAACACCACCAACGACGGAGUAGCAGUAACCACUAGCCAUCGUCGAAGUUCUGUUCUCAAGCGAACUCCAAAACCACCGACGAAGUUCGAUGAGCAGCAACAUAAUUUCUCCCUUUGUUCAUCUCUAUCUCUCCCUCGACGAGAUCAAGCCGGAGUUCCGGCGAAAACCACCAGCUACACCAACUCACUCACCACCACCACCAGAUCUGAGUGA